Molecule: messenger RNA, 1695 nt
Organism: Chaetomium strumarium
Lineage: Eukaryota; Fungi; Ascomycota; Sordariomycetes; Sordariales; Chaetomiaceae
Product: FAD dependent oxidoreductase-domain-containing protein
Exons: 2
Coding region: 1-1695 (564 amino acids)
Cellular component (GO): cytoplasm
Molecular function (GO): oxidoreductase activity; 2 iron, 2 sulfur cluster binding
Source: RefSeq, a predicted model, not a curated record
AUGGCCACCACCACCACCACCACCACGACGCAUAGCACCUCCCUCCCGGACCCGGAGAAAUUCAUGCACACCUCGGGCGCCUCCGACCCGGUGUGGGUCCACAAGCAGCCCUACUCGCGCCUGCCGACGUUCCCCUCGCUGGCCCAAGACCUGACGACCGACGUGGCCGUGAUCGGUGCGGGCAUCGCGGGUAUCCACGUGGCCUACGAGCUGGUGACGCGCGGCCACAAGGUGGUGAUGCUCGAGGCGCGCGACGUGCUGGCGGGCGAGUCCGGCCGCACGUCGGGCCACCUGACCAACGACCUGGACGACGGCUAUCUCGAGAUCGCCAAGAAGCACGGCGAGGACGGCGCCAGGGUCGCCGCCGAGUCGCAUGCCUGGGCGAGGGACAGGAUUGGGCAGCUCGCGGCCGAGUUGGGGAUUGAGUGCGAGUAUCGGAAGGUGAGGGCUUAUGAUGUCAGUCAGUACAGGAGGGGCACCAAGGAGUAUGAGGAGGAGAUGAAGGAGUUGAAGGAGGAGGCCGGGAUGCAGGCGCGGUUGGGGAUCGAGACGCGGUUCGACGAGGACCUGACGGUGCGCGGGUGGAGCGGCAAGCCGGACCAGCGCGGCGGGCUGGUCGCCGAGAACCAGGCGACGUUCCACCCGACCAGGUACCUCGCGGGCGUGCUGGAGUGGCUGCGGAAGCAGCCCAACUUCCAGUGCUACACGCGCACGCGCGUCAUGGGCAUCAAGGAGCAGGGCGUCGAGCUGCUCGGCCUGGGCCACAAGUCGGUCUCGAUCGAGACCGAGGCCGGGCACACGGUGAAGGCCGACCACGCGGUCGAGGCGACGUGCGUGCCGCUGCAGAAGCUGUCCGUCAUCGCCGAGCUCGAGUACUACCGCACCUACUGCAUCGCGGUGCGCGUGCCCCGGGGCAGCGUCGAGGACUGCCUGCUGUACGACAACGCCGACGAGUACAAGUACGUGCGCCUCACCGAGUGCGACGAGCGGGACGACUACAUGGUGGUGGGCGGUUGCGACCACAAGGUCGGGCAGGAGGAGACCACGGCGCGAUAUGCCGAGCUGGAGACGUGGACGCGCGAGCGCUUCCCGCAGGCCGGCAGCGUCGACUACCGCUGGAGCGGCCAGGUCUUCGAGCCGCUCGACUACAUGGCCUUCCUCGGCAAGAACCAGGGCAACGACAAGAUCUACAUUGUCACGGGCGACUCCGGAGACGGGCUGACGCACGGCGUGCUGGCCGGCCGGCUGAUCGCCGACGAGAUCGAGGGUAAGGAAAACAAGUGGGCAUCGCUGUAUAGCCCCAAGCGGCUGGGCAGCAUCCUCAAGAACUUGCCGAGUAUGGUCAAGCACGACGUGCAGAUCAACAUACAGUACAAGCGCUUCUUGCAGACGGACAUCACCGAUAUCGAGGACUUGGCGCCGGGCUGUGGCGGCGUGUUGAACGAAGUGGCUUCGAAGCCCGUGGCGGUGUACAAGGACGAGGAGGGCAAGGUGCACAAGUACAGCGCGCUGUGCCCGCACAUGAAGGGCGUGGUGUGCUGGAACUCGGCGGAGAAGAGCUUCGACUGCCCCGUGCAUGGCAGCCGCUUCUCCAAGGACGGCAUCUGCAUCAUUGGCCCGGCCAAGGCGAACCUGGCGCCGGCUGACGAGGCGGGAGCGAAGGAUCAGGAGGCUGCUGCUGGGUCGGCCAUGUAA